AUGGUUAUGAAAAAAUCAAAAUCAAAAACAAAUAAACCAAACAAAGCAAAUAAAAAUAAAAAUAAAAAUUAUAAUAAUAAUACAUCUGAAGAUGUAGAACAAUUAGAUCAAUUAGAUAUCAAUGAACAAUUAGAUUCUCUUUUUGAGAAUAUUAAUAAUAAUAAUAAUAAUAUUAAUAUUAAUAUUAUUAAUAAUAAUAUUGAUAUUGAUAUAAAUAAUAAUAAAAAUUAUAUUAAAAUUAUUGAAUUUAAGGAUUUAAAAAAAUUUAAUUAUUUAAUUCCAUCAGAUCAAACUAGUAUUUGUGGUUUUGUUAAAUAUUUAAUUGCAUUAAAAAAUAACGGAAGUAGAGAAGCAGCAAUAAUCUUUGAAGGUAUAAAGAAUUUUGAAAGAUUUAAAGAGCUUUACGUCAAAUACUUUUUUAUCGGUGGUAAGGAAAAUAAAAAUAAGAAUAAAUGGAGUAAAUUGCGUGUCGAUCAAAUUGGUGAGAUGUUUAAUCAUCUUGGCUUGGCGUUAACCUGUUGUGAUGAAGUGAUCUCCUUUAAAGGUUCUUUAAUGAGUGAGCUUAUAAGUUUGGCAUGCACAAUUAGUAACAAUAGCUUGUAUAAGAAAUAUCAUGAACAAAUCUUUGUCUUUUUGGCAUCUUAUUUCAAACAAGAAAGGAAAAACCAAGAAUGUGAACUCUAUUGUAUCACCGGCUUAAAGUAUUUCCCAAACAAUGAUAAUUUCCAUUACAUUCGUGCUUUCAUCCAUUUCGAUCAAAUCACUUCAAAACAAUGCUACGCCGAUUGUAAAUCUGGUUUAAAAAUAAAUCCAAACCAUUUGGGUUUAUUAUUUAUCAAGGCCGGUGUAUUGUUAGACUGCAGAGCCUCAACUGCUGAUCCGAUCAGCCAAGUACUCGCUCACUAUGUUUAUAUUAACAAGGCUCACUAUGAUCACCAAUGUGUUCCUGAAGUUUUUUUUUAUAUUGGUAUGCUAUCAAUAAACGAAUUGGAUAAAUUCCAGCUUGCAAUUAAAAUCUAUAGAUACGCUGUUCAACUUGAAAGAGUUGCAAUCUAUCCAAAUUCUAGUAGAUUAAGAAUGGGAAAAAAUACACUCGAACAAAUUUUAUUAUCACAUAAAGUAACUUGGGAAAUGUUAAGUGAUCCUGAAGAUAUUGAAUAUCAUUCUCCUGAGAAACCACCCGCAAAUACACUUUUGGAAAAUAAAGAUAAAAAACAACUUGAUGAAAAACAUAAUAAUAAAAUUAAAGAACAACAACAACAACAACCAGAAACAACCACAACAACCACAAAUAUGGAUUUGAAUAGUAAUGAUUGUUCUAACAAUGAAGUAUUAAAUAAUAAAAAUAAUAGUGGUAGUAGCAGUAGCAGUAGCAGUAGCAGUGGUAGUAGCAGUAGUUGUAGUGGUAGUGGUAGUAGUUGUAGUUGUAGUAGUUGUAGUAGUAAUAUUAAAAUAAAUGAUGAAAAACCAUAUAAAAUAACAUUAAUUGAAGAUAUUUAUUUUGUUUUUGAUGAAAAUAGUGAGGAUUUAAAAUUGGAACAAAAAAUUAAAGAUAAAAUUCAACAAAUUAAUCGUUUCCAAGAAAAAUUUUAUGCUAACAUUAGAGAAUUUCAAAAAGAGGAAAUUAAUAAACUUUUACUUAUUUUACAAAAUCAAAAAAUAAGUCGACAACAAGAAGAACAACUUAAAAAAAGACAACAACAACAACAACAAAUGGAAGAACAAAAGUUACUACUUGAACAACUACAAUUGAUACAAACAACCACAUCAACAACAGCAAAUACAACAAUCAUACCACCCCCACAACAACAACAACAACAACAACAACAACAACAACAACAACAACAACAACAACAACAACAACAACAACAACAACAAGAAGAAGAACAACAAGAAGAACAACAAGAAGGAGAACAACAACUACAAGAAAAACAACUACAAGAACAACUACAAGAACUACAAAAACAACUACAAGAAGAACAACUACAACAAGAAGUAGAAGAACAAGAAGAAGAAGAAAAUGAAGAAAAAGAAAAAGAAGAAGAAGUAGAGGAGCAAGAAGAAGAAGAAGAACAACCACAACAACAAGAAGAAGAAGAAGAAGAAGAAGAAGAACAACAACAACAAGAAAAACAAGAAAAACAACAAGCAGGUCAAACAAUACAAGAAUUACUAAAAGAAGAACCAUUACAAAUGCAACAACAAUAUCUACAAGAAACAAACGAAAACCAACAGCUUUAUAAUAUUAGUUGUGGAGAUAAAACUAUAACGUAUUAUUCUUUACUUGAUGAAAUUGAUUAA
Messenger RNA from Dictyostelium discoideum AX4, 2301 nucleotides. RefSeq lists its product as hypothetical. The record is from RefSeq and is a predicted model, not a curated record. Bases 1 to 2301 code for a protein of 766 amino acids. The transcript has a single exon. NCBI's taxonomy places the organism in Eukaryota, Evosea, Eumycetozoa, Dictyosteliales, Dictyosteliaceae.